Xenopus laevis (African clawed frog) is the source of this 616-nucleotide messenger RNA. RefSeq names its product ring-box 1, E3 ubiquitin protein ligase L homeolog (gene rbx1.L). Gene Ontology annotation, biological process: protein K48-linked ubiquitination; cellular response to UV; SCF-dependent proteasomal ubiquitin-dependent protein catabolic process. NCBI's taxonomy places the organism in Eukaryota, Metazoa, Chordata, Amphibia, Anura, Pipidae. Gene Ontology annotation, molecular function: NEDD8 ligase activity; ubiquitin-protein transferase activity; zinc ion binding. Bases 16 to 408 code for a protein of 130 amino acids. The transcript has 5 exons. The record is from RefSeq and is a predicted model, not a curated record. Gene Ontology annotation, cellular component: SCF ubiquitin ligase complex; Cul4A-RING E3 ubiquitin ligase complex; nucleus.
UUUAACGGCAAUCACAUGAUCAAGUACCACGCCAUCACAUGGCGCAUGCGCAAUAUAGACCCGGAAUUUCCUCUUUUCAAAAUGGCAGCCGCAAUGGAUGUAGACACACCAAGCGGGGCGAAUAACAGCGCUGGGAAGAAGCGCUUUGAGGUUAAGAAGUGGAAUGCAGUUGCUCUUUGGGCCUGGGACAUUGUAGUGGACAAUUGUGCCAUCUGCAGGAACCACAUCAUGGACUUGUGCAUAGAGUGCCAAGCAAACCAAGCUUCUGCUACUUCUGAGGAAUGUACUGUGGCGUGGGGUGUGUGUAAUCAUGCAUUUCACUUCCACUGCAUUUCCCGCUGGUUGAAGACUCGGCAAGUUUGCCCACUGGAUAAUAGAGAGUGGGAAUUUCAGAAGUAUGGUCAUUAGAAGCUCAGCAUGCAGGGAUGUGUGGCAGUGCUAUGGCUGCAGCUUUCUUCAAUGAGGCAGAACGAUCAACUGCUUUCCAGCGCAGUACCUUGUUGAUCCUGAAAUUUGAACUUUUCCUCAUGUUGACACACAACCCACCCUACUUUUUUUUUCUUUUAAAUAGUUUAAUAGUUAUGUGUUUAAUAUCCAAAUAAACUAUUGGAAUGUA